Molecule: messenger RNA, 552 nt
Organism: Arvicanthis niloticus (Nile rat)
Lineage: Eukaryota; Metazoa; Chordata; Mammalia; Rodentia; Muridae
Gene: Rnase9
Product: ribonuclease A family member 9 (inactive)
Biological process (GO): defense response to Gram-positive bacterium
Molecular function (GO): nucleic acid binding
Source: RefSeq, a predicted model, not a curated record
AUGAAGUCUCUGGCCAUCACAUUCGUAUGGCCUUUGCCAUUCCUGCUGCUGCUGCUGCCACUGAAGUUGCAGGGGGACUAUUGGGAUGACAGUGAAUAUGAACUAGACACAAACGUACGUGACUUCUUUAGGGAACUUGAGAGUACAGGGCCUACCAAACCACCUACCAAAGAAAGAAUCAUAGAAAUGAUCAUUGUUGGUGAAAUACCUUUGGAAGACUCUAAUUACUGUAACAUUGAACUCAAGAAUAAAGAGGUUCACUACAAGGGGCGCUGUUACCCAGAACAUUACAUUGUAGGAGCGUCCUAUCAAGAGCUAUCAAAAGCCUGUUAUGGUGAACGAGUGCAGUGUAAUAACAGAGUUAAAUUUUGCAGAAGAAGCAUGGAUCUGAUAAAGGGAGUGCGAUGUGUUUUAGACAGUGGAGAGCGGAUGUCAAACUGCAUAUAUAAAAACAUCCUCAUGACUGGUUAUCCAAUUGUCACUUGUCAAUGGGACGAAGACACCCAAGAAUUUAUUCCUAAUUAUAUACAUAAUAUGUCGGUACCUGAGUAG